Molecule: messenger RNA, 4549 nt
Organism: Eublepharis macularius
Lineage: Eukaryota; Metazoa; Chordata; Lepidosauria; Squamata; Eublepharidae
Gene: PFKFB2
Product: 6-phosphofructo-2-kinase/fructose-2,6-biphosphatase 2
Exons: 16
Coding region: 123-1724 (533 amino acids)
Biological process (GO): fructose 2,6-bisphosphate metabolic process; fructose metabolic process
Cellular component (GO): cytosol
Molecular function (GO): fructose-2,6-bisphosphate 2-phosphatase activity; ATP binding; 6-phosphofructo-2-kinase activity
Source: RefSeq, a predicted model, not a curated record
GGCGGAUUGCUGGGCACAUCAUUUCGUAUCUGAGCAUUUCAUAACCCUCCUCUUUGUUCUACAGUUCUCUAGAAGGAGCCUGGCGAUCUCAAAGAGAGGAAACGUGUGUGUGCCUUGCAGCGAUGUCAGGGGAGGCAGGUCCAGUCCCAGAGCAGGUAUACGGUAACAGUUGCAGCAGUCAGGAAAACAAGUCUUCAAAUCUACGAGAGAAAAAGUGCUCAUGGGCUUCCUAUAUGACCAACUCUCCCACUCUGAUUGUAAUGAUUGGCCUUCCUGCAAGAGGCAAAACCUACGUGUCUAAGAAAUUAACUCGCUACCUCAACUGGAUUGGAGUGCCUACAAAAGUGUUUAAUUUAGGAGUGUAUCGUCGUGAAGCAGUAAAAUCAUACCAGUCCUAUGACUUCUUCAGACAUGAUAAUGAAGAAGCCAUGAGGAUUCGAAAACAAUGUGCCUUGGUGGCCCUUGAAGAUGUGAAAACUUAUCUUAUGGAGGAGUGUGGCCAGAUAGCUGUCUUUGAUGCAACCAACACAACUCGAGAGAGGCGGGAUAUGAUUUUAACUUUUGCAAAAGAAAAUUCCUUUAAGGUGUUUUUUGUGGAAUCUGUUUGUAAUGAUCCAGAAGUCAUUGCUGCCAAUAUACUGGAAGUGAAGGUCUCCAGUCCUGAUUACCCAGAGAGAAACCGAGAGAACGUGAUGGAUGAUUUCCUGAAGCGCAUCGAGUGCUAUAAGGUCACCUAUCAGCCCCUUGAUCCAGUUAAUUAUGACAAAGAUCUCUCUUUCAUCAAAGUGAUUAACGUGGGGCAACGUUUCCUUGUCAACCGUGUCCAGGAUUACAUUCAAAGUAAAAUUGUCUAUUACCUCAUGAAUAUUCAUGUUCAGCCACGCACCAUCUACCUUUGUAGACAUGGUGAGAGUGAAUGCAACCUUGUCAGCAAGAUUGGUGGGGAUUCAGGCCUGUCAACACGAGGGAAACAGUUUGCUCAAGCACUGAAGAAGUUUAUCAGAGAGCAGGAAAUUGUGGAUCUGAAGGUGUGGACUAGCCAGCUGAAGAGAACCAUCCAGACAGCAGAGGCUCUAGGUGUACCAUAUGAGCAGUGGAAAAUUCUUAAUGAGAUUGAUGCUGGAGUAUGUGAGGAAAUGACCUAUGGAGAAAUUCAAAGGAAGUACCCAGAGGAGUUUGCACUUCGGGAUCAAGAUAAAUAUCUUUAUCGCUAUCCUGGAGGAGAAUCUUACCAAGAUUUAGUUCAGCGUUUGGAACCUGUGAUUAUGGAGCUGGAACGUCAGGGUAACGUCCUAGUUAUUUCUCACCAGGCAGUUAUGAGAUGCUUGCUGGCCUAUUUCCUUGAUAAGAGCGCAGAUGAGCUACCGUAUCUGAGAUGUCCUCUGCAUACCAUUUUAAAACUAACUCCAGUUGCUUAUGGUUGUAAGUUGGAAAUGAUCUCCCUGAAUGUUGAAGCUGUGGACACACACCGAGACAAGCCAACCACUACAGCAAACAACCUUCCCAAGAGCCAAACCCCUGUAAGGAUGAGAAGGAACAGCUUUACACCACUAGCCAGCUCGGACACAGUAAGGCGUCCUCGCAAUUACAGUGUUGGGAGCAGGCCUCUCAACCCAGCAGGGUCUCUGCUGUUCCCAGAGGCUCAAGAUGCGGUCGAUGAACUGAAGCAGCAAGACGGUGUUCAGCUUCAAGAGGGACGUGCUUGCCUAGAACAGCUCACCUAGGAAUUUAGAAGUAUUCCAUUUGUGUUAUUGAAAAUCAUCAUGAAGGCCUCAGAAAAUAAAUCACCUUGGACUGGAACUCCUUACAUUUGAUGAAAGCCUGUAUGUUCAAUGAAGCUACUUCCUCAGGGGCUUUAAAACAUAGUGGGCAUGUUUUUUUGUGAUCUCUAAUAUCUCUUUUGAAAACAGGCGUAGUGAAAUUUUUCAUUGUUAUAAGCCAACUGCACUUACUGGAAGCUUUCUUUGCACCUUUCAUGCCCUUGUAAUGCACUUGCAGUAUGAUGAAGUCAUACUCUCUUGAAAAUUAAAGAAUGUUCACAGUAUAAAUUUAAAGCAGGUUUAAACCUAUUUCAAUGUCAUGGUCAUAGCCAGGGGUCAUUUAGUAGAAAAAGAGCUGGAGAAACUCAUUAGCAUAGCUCAUUAGCAUAUGCCACGCCCCUUGACAUCACCAGAAGUGUGUCAUUAGCAUAACUGAUUUGCAUAUGCCACACCCCCUGACAUCACCUAUCCUGGCUGUUUUGGACCCAAUCCUGGCCAUUCAGGGCUGAAAUUGGGCCUAAAAAUGGCAAAAAGGGACUGAAAAUGGCCAAAAGGGCCCAAAAUGGUCAGGGUCAGGCCGCUGCUGAGUGGGAGAGUGAUCCAGCACCCGUCAGAGGCCCGAUCUGGGCCAUUUCGGCCCCAAUCCAGGCUGAAACGGGCCCAAAAUGGUUGAGAGUCAGGUGGGCAGGGCCCUGGUCAAAUGAGCCCUGGUCAUAGCCAAGGAAUCCUAUGAGAGGUGUUUCUAUGAAAGUCAAGGUAUUGCUAUCAGAGAGCAAUCAGCAGCACUCCUGCAAAGCUACCUAUCCCUAGGUAAAUGCACGGGAUUGUAGCCUUAGUCUCUUUCAUAUGCUUAUAUGGCAACUGUGAAAUGUUUUUGCAGUUGUCUUACAAGGGUAUUCAGACAUGAAUACUAUAUUUUCGUUGUUAUUCUAGCAGAUAGUUUCUUGGUAUUGAUCUUCAUGAUGGAAUGUGAUGCUGUUUAAUUUUUUAGUGACCCAAAAAAUCGACAUAACUUCGAUAGAAUUGUAAAGUUUCCAGUAUCACUAGCAGAGGCGCUAGACUCUAGAAAUAAGCAACACUCUGGUUUGCUAACCUUUUUGAGACAUGUAUCUGACUCAUGUUGGAAGACUGAAUGUUAAGGAACAAGGGUCAUUAGUCUGAGGCUGUAAGACAGUUCCUGAGAGUAUAAUUUAUUUUAAUGUUCUUUACAAUGAGUUCUAAGUAAUUUGCCAAAUACGGGAUAACUAAAGUAUAUUGGAAUGGGGGUAUUUUAGAUAAGUGGAUGCUUUUUAAACAUUAUGUGCAAAGAGUGCUAGGGUUGCAGACUUCAAGAUAGCAGUGGCACUCAGUAACUAUGUUUGUUUUCUGCUGUUUGCAAAGUUGGCAGCAGCAGUAGAACAUUCUGUGUAUACAGAGAAAAACAAGAGCAAGUGUUCUGUUUCAAUACUGUACUCAGAAUGGUUUUUAGGGGUUUUCUUCUCAUUUAUUUGCCUGUGUUCUUAUCAUUAUAAUCACGGUUAAAUACUGGAACUGAAUUUCCUCAUGAUUUUCAGUUCCCUGCUGAAAUAAAUAUGCACCAUGUCCACAGUUUUGCCCUGUAUCGGGGCACAAUUGUUAGCUCUCUGAUGUUGAGCCAGAAACUGUCAUUUUUUGAAGGCUUAUCUUCUUAGUUCCUACUUUGAACUCUGAUCCCUAGAAUUUGCCUGUGUUGAGGUGCACGUAAUAUGAUGGUUGGGGCUCAGAUAUUGGUGGGGGUGAGGGGAAGAACUUCAACUCUAAGCUUUCCACAGGUUUUUCAUUUCUGAAUCCUGCACAAAAAUGACACAAAUUCCAUGUGGAUUUAAAUUAUUACACUUUGCUAAGGUUUAUUUGAUUACCUUGGUUUGUAUCCUGCAGAACUUUUCCAUUGAUAAAAGGGAUUUCUGUCAGUGGAAUAGACCUUCUUGCCUCCCCGCUUCUGCUGAAGUCCAAAAGGCCCCCCUGGAAAUAGUGCUUCUGGGCCUAGGGAAUGCCCAAAAACAUUGCUGAUCCGCUCUGAAAGGAAGGAAUCAGCAAAAAUUGUUCUCUCUUUCAUUUGUGGAAAUCCCCCAGGGCAUCUAACCCUUUGAUUUCUGCUGAUUGAACCCAUUAAAGGAAUUUUCUGGUGGUACUGGUGUUUGUAACUUGAAAAUUUAGAGGAAACACUUUUGGAGUGCCUUUAGCAUAGAAUGCCACUUAGCAUCCCAUGUGACAUUCCUGUUUGAUGGUACUGUAAAUGAAGAACUCUGCAUACAAAUAAAAAUUGUUUCCAUAGAAGUACAAUAGCUCCUUAAAGUAAAAAGUAAUUAGCAAUAUAAUAUAUUGCAUCUACGCACAAUAUGCUGCUGUAUCUUUGCACAAUUUUUUGAAUCAGUGUUUCUCUUGAUGAGUCCUUGGUUGAAUCAAAAGAUAAAUAAUAUUGUUUAUAUCUCAAGAUGUGUGAAUGUGACUGCCCACCUGUGAACAAUUUUAUCAUCCCAAUUCUGUAAUAUAGGUGUUUUCUCAGUGCUGGAUCUAGAAUCUGAUAUACUUAUAUAGCCUCAUUUGUCACCAAGAGCUGUUGAGAUAAGAUGCUUUUUGUUCAGGGAUGUCUGAAUGUAUCAAGUGUACAUCUAAGUCUAGUAUUAUCGUUAGUAAUGUGAUGUUGCCUUAAUUCAUAAUGCAAAACGUGUAUUUUAUAAGCACAGCCAUUAGUAGUCAAUGUUAAGUACAAUACUCUGCUGAUUAUGGUUCUUUACAAUGGUACUCAUGCUCAGUGCCUGGACAAUAAA